Molecule: messenger RNA, 789 nt
Organism: Eutrema salsugineum
Lineage: Eukaryota; Viridiplantae; Streptophyta; Magnoliopsida; Brassicales; Brassicaceae
Exons: 2
Coding region: 126-569 (147 amino acids)
Source: RefSeq, a predicted model, not a curated record
UUACUCUCUCUCACCCUGUGCCUUGCACUAUUAUUAUCCUCCACUUGUUGGAAAAUUCUCCAUUAGAAGAAGCAUACGAUUCUCUCUUAUCACCAUCUUCUCCUUCAAUUCACCAAAAAAAAAACAUGGAAGCCUUAAUUCACCAUUUCACUCUUCUCUCCGAUCAAGCCCUUGUCGACAAAACCUUCGACCCUUCCACAAUCGAAGACCUCAUGCGUCUCUUCGAAGUUGAUUCCUACAAAGCUUGGGCUGCUCUCGAAGCCGAACAGCAACAAGAGCUCGAAUCUGCAGAAGAAUCUCUCCGUGAAGCCGAAUCCGAACUCGAUCGGGAUAUGGAGUGGGGAAUGGAGGAGUAUAGGCGGACGUUGGAGGAGAUGGAGAAGAUGGAGGCGGCGGAGCUGAGAGAGCUUGAGGAGAAGGCGGAGACUGCUCGGAGAACUGGGAAUUUGUUGGAGAAAGCUGCAACAAUCGCCGCGAAAAGGCAUAUAGCGGCGGCGAUGGGAUCAGCCGCCGCGUCGAUGAGAUCUGCUUGGAAGACUGCAUCUGGGAAUAAAGUUCAUCCAUCUUGAUCAAAGAUUCUAAAGAAGUCGAAGAUAAAAUUGUGUUUUUAUGUUUGGUGAUUAGGCGAUGAAUGUGAUAAAGAUGAGGAUAUGACAUGACGAUGAUAAUCAAAGCAUUGUCUAUGUUACUAGGACUAUUAAGCCACUGCUAUUAAGUGGUGAUGGUGUUAUAUCAUGGUGGAGUAUACCAUAAUACUAAAUUAAAUAAUGGUAUCAACUAAAUUUCUUU